ACGUGCAUACCAACUUACAUUCAUAGCAAGCGAAGUUAACUGCUGUUCAGGCAGUUGGUUAUAGUUCAUUCGCGCGACAGACGCGCCCACAGAUGGACGUCUGUAUUUAUUCUAAACGUUUCAAAUUAUUAUUCACACAAUUAUAAAUUUUUUUUUGCAAAAUUUUUUGAAAAAAGUGAAAAAAAAAACAGUGUAUGUGUAACUAAAUUGUAAUAAUUAAAAUUUUUUUUCGGCGGGAAUUUUGAAAUUGUUUUAAAAAAUUGUGAAUCGCGUGAUACUAAUUUUUAGGGGGGUAAAUUCAAAAAAAAAAAAAAAAAUUAUAAUAAUUUAAUUUAAUUUACAUUUUGCCGGCCCUGAAAGUGGUACUGAUUGCGCGAGUGUCGGCAUCGAUCGGCGCGCGACUUAUGUUUCUUCAGUGAGUGUUUAGCAGAUUCAGUGCGCGGUUACGUAUUUACUAUAUAUAUAUUGGGAACCACCCCCUUAAUUCAGGAAUUACUUUCCACCCCCUCUCCACCUCUUUUCUGUCAGUUUCUCAACAGCCUGUUGAUCUAUUUCCUAUCAUAUAUAUAUAUUUUUUUAUAUAUAUAUAUAUAUAGAAAAAAAAAUAUUCUAGUCCUCGUGAGUGUGUUUUGAACUUUUAAAAUCUUUUCUCUCAUUUAAAGGAAGAACCUUUCAAGGUCUAUAACCGGUAUCUUAUAUAGAAAUUCCACUGGAUCACGAGGCCACAAUAUACCGUUUACACUAUAUACACAAUAGGAUUUUUGGAGGAGUCGAAACAUGAGUGUCUUUUAGGUGCUUUUUUUCCCCCUGAUCUCUUCGAAUUGGGUCUGAUUUAUAUAUUCGUGUAGAGUGAACGGAAAGGGGAGGAUCAUGGAAUUUUACGACGUGGGAACAAGCGACUUAAGGGAGCUAUGGGAUACCUAUCUCAUAGAACCGACAUUUGGCCACGAUGUGCUGAUGAAUAUGAGGGAGGAUGAAUGGGGUGUAUUAUGCUCAAAAGAUAAAACUUCGAUGAGCGUUGUCCUAAGGGACAGGCUAAUGACGGAUGCAGCACUUGGUGGUUCAAAGCCAAUUAAAACUGAACACAGCUACAGUCUUCUUGCUUGUAGUCCACCACCAAGUCCAUCAGAAUCUCCUAGUGACGCUAAUCAUCACCACCACCACCACACUCCCCACAGUCUGGACAGCACCAAUUCAGCUAUCUCUGCUGGCUCGACAACCGUUAUUUCCUGUUCUAGUAAUACCACUGUCGAAACUCACAAAACCAUGGAAUUGCGAAGUCGUAUUCACGUUGUAGAUAUGGAAGAGGAGUGUUUUCCUGCCAUUUCAAUGAAGACUGCAUCGAGCCGAGAGUCAUUGUCUUCACCGCCACCUUCGCCUUCACCAAGUAUUGAACCAUCGAAAUUAUCAUUAAUCGUAGAAGGUGGUAGUGGUGGUGGUGGUGGUUAUUGCACCACUGUUAAAAGUGAAACAAUUAGUGAACCCGAAAGUCCCGAAGAGACUUGCAAUUUAGAUGAAAAAAAUCACACAAUCACAAUGGUCGAACCACAUAGACUUCAUUUUGCAAGAAACAGUGUAUGCCAAACUAGUGAGAGUGAUGAUGAUGAAGACGAAUUGUAUGAGAGAAUGGACCUUGAGGAGUUUGAGGUAACUUGCGCAGAAAGUGGUGAAACAUUUAGCGCUUCACGACAAGUAUUACCACCAACUCCACCAAGUAGCGCGAGUUCCGAUAGUGAAGGAACAGCUUCCGCUUCCUGUUCACCAGAGCGUCGAGAUCCACAAAGUAGUUCCACUCACGUACAGAAUCUUCGAGGUCUUCUAACUCCAAGGCUCUAUGUCAGCAAUGGAAUUCACACGCACACAACAACCAGACAACCAAUACACACUCCACUUAUUUCCUGUCAGCCGAAAGGAUCGACGGGAAACUUAACAUUAACAGAAGAAGAGAAGAGGACUUUAAUAGCAGAAGGUUAUCCUGUACCAACAAAGUUACCUCUCACGAAACAAGAGGAAAAGUCUCUCAAGAAAGUCAGAAGGAAAAUAAAAAAUAAAAUAUCAGCACAAGAAUCGCGUAGAAAGAAGAAAGAAUAUAUGGAUGGCCUCGAGAGGAGAGUAACAGUUUUAACAAAUGAGAAUUCCUCCUACAGAGACAGACUGACCGACCUUGAGGAUACAAAUCGUGAAUUACUGAAGGAAUUACACCGCCUUCAAGCACUUUUGCAACUACAGUCUUCCUAGUUUCAUUUCAAAACUGAUGAAAAGCAUCAUCAUCAUCAUCGUCAUCAUCGUCAUCAUCAAUACGACCUUAAUUAUAACUUUUAGUAUUUCAUUCCUCAACGAUGAUGAUGAUGAUGACGAUAGAAGAUCAGUAUCUUCCUUUUAAUAGGCUGACUACCUACUUAUAAAUAUAUAAAUAAAUUUGUCGACGCCGACGGCCCUAAAAACCUCGUCUAUUUUGCUUAUAUAUUCUUGUUAGUUUUAUCAUCAUCAGUUAUCGUCAUUUGUGUAUAUUAGAGUCAAUUGUAAAAGCGCAUCCUCAUUAAAUAAUGAAAAAAAAAAGAAAAUUCCAAGAAUUGGAAUGUCGCGAGACGCAAAUCAUCGCUUUUGCGUUCCCGUAUUUAUUUCUGUGCAAUAUUGAAUAGAAAACAAAAAGAAAAAAAAUAUUGUGCGCCGAGAAGAAGAAAUGUCCAAAGAAUAUGCUUAUUAUUUUUUAAUAUAAUUAUCUAGCUCGAUUUUUUUUUUCCAAUUUAUAUUGUUAUUUGAUUUUUUUUUUUUUUUGAGAUUUUUAAAGCACUUGGAGAAAAAUUUCUAUCUUCUGUUUUAUUUUUUUGUUUUUUUUUCUUUGUGAAUUGAAAAAAGAGCCUUUAGAUUUUGAAGAGACGCUUGAAUUAAAUAUUUAAAUAUUGUCCGAGUAGUAAAUUUUUAUCGUUUUUUUUAAAUUUAGAGACAAUUUUUAUUUAAAUAAAUUAAUAAAUAAAUUAUAGUUCUUGUAUAUUUAAAAAUUUGAUUUUUUUACAAAGGUGCCUUAAUUUUUCCAUUUUUUUUAAGGUAAAAAAUUGAACUUGAAAGUAUUUUUUAUUCGAAUUUUAUGAUAAAAGGAAUUUUUUUUUGUAACCAUUUGUUUGGAAAACAAUUCUUUUUUAGAAAAAAUUUUUUUUUUUAUUCUAAUAAUGAUUAUUAAAAAAAAGUAAUUAUUCAUAAGCGUCGAUUCGAAAUAAUUCAGUCAAGUUAGUAUUUUUGGAUUCUGAAAGUUCGGAACCAAAUUUUUUAUCCAUUAAACCCUUCAUUUUGAGGUAGAAAUAAAGUGGGACGAAUGAAAAAAAAAAACGGAAAUUAAUUUUUUAGAAUUUUCAUUUUUUGACAGAAUUUUUGUUAUGUAGAAUUUAUUUUUAGUCGAAUUUUUAUUUCUUCGAAUUACUAUAUUUAACAGAAUUUCCAUUUAUCCGAAUUUUUUUAUAUUACUGAAUUUUUAUUUCAACAAAUUUUCAUUUUACAGAUUUUUUUAUUUCAUUGGAAUUUAAAUUUGAUAGAAUUAUUAUUUGCUGAGAUUUUCAAAUGAAUAAUAUAUCUAAGAUUAAUUUAUUUUUAUUACAAUUUUAUAUAUUUGAUAAAAAAUUUUUUCAAUUCUCUAAUUUUCUUUUAACUUAAUUUUUGAAUAAACGAAUAUUUACUUCGUAGUAUUUUUAUUUUUCAGAAUUUUUAUUUUUUCGAAUUUUGAUUUAUCAUAAUUUUUAUUUGUUCGAAUUUUAAUUUGUCAUAAUUUUUAUUUGUUCGACUUUUAAUUUGUCAAAAAAUUCGUAUUUGUUCGAAUUUGCAUUUUAUAGAAUUUCUAUUUUUUCGAAUUUUUAUUUGUCAAAAUUUUUAUUUGUGCAAAAAAUCACCUUUUUUUUGCAAAUUAUUAUCUCGCAUUAUAUUUUAGCGUAAAAGAAAUUAUUACAAGAAAGAAAGUGUACAAAAUUCUAUGUAAUUUAAAAAAAAUUGAACCCUGUAUCUCGAAAAUUGACUGAGAUAUAACUUCCCAAAAAAAAAAACCCGGAUUUUUUUUUACAAAAAUCCGGUACUUUUCAGUUUUUUGGAAUUUAGUCAGCUUUCAUUUUUCUAUUCACAAUUUUUUGGAAAAUAAUAAAAAAAAGCGUUAAAAUCGAAAAACUGAAAAAUACCGGUUUUUUGUUGAUAAAAUAAGGGGAAAAAACGGUUUUUUUGGGGCAGCCAUAACUCGGUCAAUUUUUUAGCUACAGGGUUGAAUUUUUUUUUAAAUUACUCAGAAUUUUAUACACUAUCUUCCUUCCUACUAUUUUUAUGCAAAAAUUUUAAUGGAAGGUAACAAUUUUCAAAAAAAAAAACGAAUUUUUUCAAAAUUAAAAAAAAAAUUUUUUUGUGGAUUUUAAUUGUAAUUAAAUUUCUCUGGUAACAAACUUAGGUACUUUAUUUCUACUCCAAAAAUGUAGAGUUUAUGUCGAAAAAAAGCGAAUCGAAAUUAGAGUGUAAUUUGUCUUUUUUUCUCAACUUGACUGGACAAAAAAAUAUAUUAUUAAAUUUUAAGACUUAGAAUAUGGAGUAAAUUUGGAUUAACAUCCGUUUCGACUGAUUCCAUAAUACAGGGUCUCGUUAAAUAUGAGAAACUGAAAACUUAUACAUAUAUAUAUAUUAUGUACGACGCUUUUUGUGUGUGUUUGUGUGUGUGUAUUUGUGUCUUUAUCACAAAAAAAAAACAUAUUUUUUCAACUACAAAAAAAAAUGAAUAUAUAGAGAGAAAAAAUUUAUUAAAUCAAUUGUUAUAUAAAUUUAAUCGUAAAAAAAAGAAAGAAAAGUUUCCUAGUGGAAGUUUCUCACACAUUUAUUAUAAAUUAGAUUUAAAAAAGAGAAAUCACUUUUGAAUAUUAAGAAAAUUUUAAAUAAAAUUAUAUAAUUAAUUAAAAAUAAUUAAUUAAAAUUAAUUUUUAAAAAACCAAUUGAUUAAAAUUAAUUAAAAUCAAUUAAUAUUGAAAAAAAUUAAUUAAAGAAAAAUAAAAAGACUGAAAUUAUUAAAUAGUCACCAGAAAUAAUUUUUUUUUUUUAUAUAUUUGACAUUGUUGGUACUUUUAUUUUGUAAUCAAUUUAAUUUAUUUGUUAGCUUAUUAUUUUUUUUUUGCUGGUGACAUUUGAAAGAAGAUGUGUAUUUUUUCUAAAAAUAUAUUAAGAUUGAUAAAAAAAAAGAAAUUACGAAAUUUCCACUAGGUAGUUAAAUCGAAAGAAAUAAUUUCUUUCGAAAAAUAUUUUUUCAACUAUAUUUAUGAAUUUUUCAUAUAGAAAAAAAAAUGUAUUCACAAUAAUGUGUUUCAUUUUUUUUCUCACCGAAUAAUUAACACCAAAAAAAAAAAAAAAAAAAAAAAAAAAAAAAAUUUCGGUACUAAUUUUGAAAAACAAGGAAGAGACAUUUUUUUUGCUCCGAUUUGGGAGUAUGAAAAAUUAUGUGUUUUUAAUAAUAAUCUUUUGAAAAAAAUGAUGUUUGUUAAAAAGUAGCAUAAUAGAAUCAUUUUUUUUUUUUUUUAUAUAAUCAUAUUGAUUGUUUUUAAUCAUUCCAUUACGUUUUAGAAAAUAAUUUUGUGAUGCAGUCUCGAAAAAAAAAGAAAAA
Molecule: messenger RNA, 5614 nt
Organism: Leptopilina boulardi
Lineage: Eukaryota; Metazoa; Arthropoda; Insecta; Hymenoptera; Figitidae
Gene: CrebA
Product: cyclic AMP response element-binding protein A
Exons: 7
Coding region: 871-2238 (455 amino acids)
Biological process (GO): regulation of transcription by RNA polymerase II
Molecular function (GO): DNA-binding transcription factor activity, RNA polymerase II-specific; cAMP response element binding
Source: RefSeq, a predicted model, not a curated record